Molecule: messenger RNA, 3408 nt
Organism: Argentina anserina (silverweed cinquefoil)
Lineage: Eukaryota; Viridiplantae; Streptophyta; Magnoliopsida; Rosales; Rosaceae
Product: probable LRR receptor-like serine/threonine-protein kinase At2g16250
Exons: 5
Coding region: 442-3090 (882 amino acids)
Biological process (GO): protein phosphorylation
Molecular function (GO): protein binding; protein kinase activity; ATP binding
Source: RefSeq, a predicted model, not a curated record
AAGAAGAAUAAGAAGACCAAUUGGUAAUCACCACCACCACCACCUCCACCACCACCACCAUUUGAAGGUGCAAUUCUUCAAAGCCAUAUAAUAAUAACUAUGCCAGUAAUGCCACUGCAAAACGGAGCUACCAGAGUCAUGCCUUUAUUAAUGGCUUCUCCGGUGAGUGUCUGAAAGUGACCCAGUUCGGCUUUUAGCGGUUGGGCACAGUCUUCACUGCUUGCCUGCCUCUCUCUCAUUUAAAGCUGUUUUUCACCUUCAAUUCUCUCUGCUACAUUAAGCCCUCCUCUCCCCCACUUUUACCAUCCUGCCCCUGCCACCCUACCCACACUUCUGUAUUCAAAGCCUGCAAAACAUCACAGCUUUUUAAACUCUAAUGCAGAAGAAGCAGCAAGGUUCUUAGGUAGAGAAAAACAAUCCUGAGCUGAAGCUUCAUCGAGUAUGAUGAAGAUGUACAGUAUGUUAUCACAGAUUAAAACCCAAGUUGGAGUCUUUACAAUAUCUCUAGCUUUGUUCUUCUUGAUUAGCUGCGUUUUAGCCCAGCAAGAUUCUUUAACCUCCGCCGUGGAACGCUCGGCGUUACUGGACCUCCGGUCGUCUUUAGGACUCAGGAGCAAAGACUGGCCUAUAAAGGCAGAGCCUUGCACCUGGACCGGAGUUCAAUGCCGGACCGGUAGAGUCGUCGGAAUUACAGUCUCCGGUUUGAGACGAACCAACCGUGGGCGGCGCAACCCCAAGUUCGAAGUGGAUUCAUUGGCCAAUUUUACAUCUUUGGUUUCUUUUAAUGCUUCUGGGUUUUCACUUCCGGGGUCUAUACCUGACUGGUUUGGCCUGAGUCUUAGUUCACUAGAGUUUCUUGAUCUGAGUUCUGCUUCUGUCAUUGGUGCUGUUCCUGAGUCUCUUAGUAACUUGACAAAGCUUAAGUCUUUGUGUUUAUCUGGUAAUGACAUUACUGGUGUUCUGCCUUCUGCAUUGGGGAGCUUAGUUGAGUUGGAGGUUCUUGAUGUAUCGAGGAAUUCGUUUACUGGAUCAAUACCUUCUGAGUUUGCCUCUCUUAAUAAUCUAACAGUGCUUGACCUUUCUUCUAAUUUCCUAUCCGGUACGAUACCACCGGGUUUAGGCACUCUUUCGAGGCUUAAUUUCCUGAACCUGUCUGAUAAUAGUCUCACUGAUACCAUACCGGUUCAGCUUGGGGAGCUCUCUGAGUUGCUUGAACUCGACCUUAGUAAGAACGCUUUGUCUGGUGGGGCAUUGCCCGUGGAAUUGGGAGGGUUGAGUGGAGUGAGGAAGAUGGUGAUUGGAGAUAAUGAUCUGGAAGGUCCACUGCCAGACGGUUUGUUUUCGAGUUUGACUCGGCUGGAAGUUCUGGUUCUGAGUAGGAAUAGACUAGAGGGUGCUCUUCCUAGUGCAUUGUGGUCACUUUCCAAAUUGCAGCUUCUUGACCUAUCCAGGAACAAUUUUGCAGGAGCUCUGCCGAGGAUCAGUACAAAUGGUAGUGUCAGUGGAGCUGUGUUCAACCUCUCUGAUAAUUUUUUUCAAGGCAAGGUAUUGGAAAAUAGUCAAAGCACUGUUACUCUUACUGGAAAUUGCCUCCAGUUGGUGCCAAAUCAGAGGAGUUCACAGGCAUGUAGACAGUUCUAUGAAGAAAGAGGUAUGGCUUUUGAUGAUUUUGGGGUACCUGAACCAGAGCCCGACUCAAAGAGAAAAAAUCGUUUAAUAUAUAUACUGGCGGGGAUAUUUGGUGGACUAGGCUUCAUUGUGAUUUUGGUAGUGGUUCUGGUAGUGCUCUUGAAAAGGGGUAAUAAAGCCACAAAUCAACAGGGAAGUGCAAAUGUUGGGCCUGUUACAGAUGGAGACGGCCUUUCACUCCCUAAAGAUCUCAUGUAUGCAUCAGGCCUCGGAGAGCCAUUUACCUAUGGGCAGAUUUGCCAGAUUGCCGGAAGUUUUGGUGAAGAAACUCUUAUCAAACAUGGACACUCUGGGGACCUAUUUCACGGUUCCUUAAAAAGUGGAACCCCUGUAGUUAUCAAAAGGGUAGAUCUGCAUUCCUUCUCGAAAGAAUCAUAUACGAUAGAAAUGGAUUUAUUUAGCAAAGUUUCACACACAAGAUUGAUCCCACUUUUGGGGCAUUGCUUGGAGCAUGAGAAUGAGAAGCUUCUGGUUUACAAAUAUAUGCCAAAUGGAGACUUGGCUAGUUCCUUGCAUAGAGUUACAAAUUCAGCCGAUGGCAAAUUACAGUCUUUGGAUUGGAUUACAAGACUAAAAAUUGCAAUUGGAGCUGCUGAAGUCCUAGCUUAUUUGCAUCAUGACUGUAGCCCGCCUCUUGUUCACAGAGAUGUUCAAGCAAGCAGUAUACUUCUGGAUGACAAAUUUGAGGUCCGACUUGGCAGCUUGAGUGAGGUCCGUGCACAAGAAGGGGAUGCUAAUCAAAAUGUAAUCACAAGAUUGUUGAGGAAACAACCAAGCUCUGAACAAAGCCCUUCUGCUUUGAUGUCAUCACCAACUUGUGCUUAUGAUGUGUAUUGUUUCGGUAAGGUUUUGCUUGAGCUUGUGACAGGCAAGCUCGGUAUCAGCAAAUCAGAUGAUGCCUCUACAAGAGAGUGGCUGGAUCACACAGUGCGUUACAUUAGCAUAUUUGAAAAGGAACUGGUGAGUAAGAUUGUAGACCCAUCUCUGAUAGUAGAUGAGGAUCUAUUGGACGAGGUAUGGGCCAUGGCAAUUGUGGCCAGGUCCUGCCUCAACCCCAAGUCUUCCAAGCGACCGCCUAUGAAAUACAUUCUCAAAGCAUUAGAAAACCCUCUGAAGGUGGUGAGGGAAGAGAGUUCAAGCUCUGCAAGGCUGCAGACAACUUCAUCUAGAAGAUCAUGGAGCACUGUUUUCUUUGGUAGCUGGCAGCACAGCUCAUCAGAGAAUGCCACCGUUCCUGGUCAUACAAACAGAGAAAGUAUCAGUGCCUUAAAACAGUCGGGGCGAGCAGGUUCUCAUGGCAGUGGUGGAAUUGAGUUCUCCUCUUCACGUAAACGAUUGUCCAAUGAAAUAUUUCCUGAGCCAAUUGAAAUGCAAGAUGUUGAGAGGCAGGAAGAACAUUAGCUGAGAGACUUCUUACGAUAUUAUAUCUUGAAGGGUGGUGUUAGAGUUCAUGUGAUUAUCUGCUAAACAGUGUCACUGCCGCCAGUUUUGCUGCAUUGAACCAUCUGGGACCUGAAUGAAGGCUUCAGGAGAUAUGAGAUUGGGUCUGAUGUAUCUAGUUGUAACAAAGAAUCUGUAUAAUUAUGUGGAUGAGUGGAUCUCCAAAGUUGAUCCCCCUAUUCUUAGUGGUUAUGAAGGUUUCUCACUGUCAAACAGGAGAUGCGUAGUGUCUGUAAUUGUUAAACUGGCUUUAUGAAAUAUCCCAUCAAGUACAGCGUA